Magnolia sinica is the source of this 783-nucleotide messenger RNA. RefSeq lists its product as uncharacterized. Bases 1 to 783 code for a protein of 260 amino acids. The record is from RefSeq and is a predicted model, not a curated record. NCBI's taxonomy places the organism in Eukaryota, Viridiplantae, Streptophyta, Magnoliopsida, Magnoliales, Magnoliaceae. The transcript is spliced from 2 exons.
AUGUUCACCAUCAAACAAGAGCCAAAGGAAUCAUUGAAAGACUACAUCGCUCGUUUCAAUGAAGAAGCAUUACAGGUGGAGGACUAUGACGACAAGAUGACGCUCUCUGCAGUGUUCAGUGGUCUAAAAGAGGAGAAGUUUGCCUUCUCCAUUAGGAAGAAUCCUCCGAAGACAUUAGCUGAGCUCAUCACUAGAUCUCAAAAGUAUGCUAAUGCUGAGGAAUUCUCCAAUGCCUGCAAAAAUGUUCAAACACCCAACAAAGGACCAGAUGACCGUGCUCCCCAUGAUCGUCGUCCGAACAGGAAACUAGAGGGUAAAUUCCGUUCCUACGCCCCCCUCCACACAUCCACCAAGCAGAUUCUACUGGACAUCCAAGGGCAGAAGCUUCUCAAAUGGCCUGUUUGUAUGAAGGCUGAUCCGGACCAUCGAGACAAAUGUAAGUAUUGCCGUUUCUACCAAGAUCACGGCCACAACACAGCCAACUGCGCGGACCUUAAGGAUGAGAUUGAGACCCUCAUUCGCAAGGGUCAUCUGCGCCGAUAUACCAAGGAAGAAAGAACGGCUCAGAAAGAAGAGCGAGAGCAGCCGAACAACACCCCAGAAGAGCAGGCCGAAAUCCGCACCAUCUUCGGUGGCUCGUCUGGUGGAGGAGACUCAAACCGGGCUCGAAAAGCUCACUCUCGGAAGUCUGAUCCGGAGCAUUACAUCCACAUGAUCGAGCGGCUUAGCAAGGAAAUUCGUGUCAGCCCAUGCAGUCUGACCUUCACGGAAGACGAUGCGUGA